AUGUACUCCUCGUCGAAUAAUUUCCUCGGGGGUGGUGCCGGUGGCCGCCCCGGCCAGGCACCGUUCAUGCAACAGCAGCAGCAACCCCCCUAUUCACAAUUCCCCCAGGGUCAACAGCCACCAUCAAUGCAACAACCUCAACCGACUGGGUUUGCCUCACAGCCCACUGGUCUUGCUCCACAGCCGACCGGAUUCGCCGGCCAGCCCUCCCCGUUCGGUAACUCGCAGGUACAGCCUCAAGCCACCGGAUUCCCCGCAGGACAGCUCCAGCCGCAAUUCACUGGCUUCCCUGGCGCCGCGCCCCAGCAACCUCAGCAGCAGCAGGCGCAAAGCUUCCAACCACAAUAUACUGGAUUCCCUCCGCAGAAUCAGGCGCAGCAGCCGCCGCCAGUGCCGCAGAUACCAACUCGAUUCAAGACCUCCACCGAUAUCGCGAACUCCUUCCAAGGUGCUGCUGGCUCUGGGGCGCCUCCUCAGGUGCCCCCGAAGACAGGGUCGAAGAUUCCAAGCAUUCGGCUUUCUUUCAUCACGGCGCAGGACCAGGCGAGGUUCGAGCAGCUUUUUAAGUCUGCUGUUGGCGAUAGCAAGACAAUGGAGGGUGACAAAGCAAGAGAUCUUUUGCUGCGCUCCAAAUUAACAGGCGCUGAUCUUUCUAAGAUCUGGGUCUUGUCUGAUACCACCAAGUCUGGACAGUUGUUCUUCCCCGAAUUUGCAUUGGCUAUGUACCUCUGCAAUAUCCGUCUCACCGGUCGCGAGCUUCCUUCUUCCCUACCCGAGACAAUCAAGAACGAGGUUUCCAGCAUGGUUGAUAUCAUCUCGUUCGAUGUCCCCGAGGAGCCGGUCCAACAGCAGCGAACAAACGUGCCCAACUUCGAUGCCCCUCUCAUGGAGAACAAGUCGACGCCUCCAAUUGUUCAACAGCCCGUCCCGCAGCAACCGAACAACGCACAGCUCCUGUCACAACUGACAGCACAGCCUACCGGGUUCUUCCCCCAGCAGACAGGUAUCCAGCAGCCCAACCAAACUGGCUUCCCUGGCCAGAACCAACCUCAAUUCCUUCAGUCUCAACAAACCGGUUUCAUGAGCAACCCGCAGGCUACCGGAUACACCGGCCCCCGGCCUCCAAUGCCGCCUAUGCCUACUGGUUACGGUUCGAACCUCAGCCCCGCCCAGACUGGUGGAAUGCAAGGUCUGGGUGUGCAGCCUACAGGCCUGGUGGCUCAGCCCACGGGCAUCCCAGGCCAAUGGGGAUUUAUUAACACACCAUCGCAGGGUUUGCCCAACAUCGAUGCCAUGAAGCAGCAGCUCAUGCCACAGCCUGGGCGUGAAGGUGGUUUCAGUGCUGUUGGUCUUUCAGGAAAUGCUAAAGUUGCCUGGGCAAUUACGAAGGAGGAGAAGAAGAUUUACGAUGAUCUUUUCCGCGCAUGGGACGGUUUCCGCAAGGGCUUCAUUAGUGGAGAGACUGCCAUCGAGAUCAUGGGCCAAAGUGGUUUGAAUAGAAAAGACCUGGAACGCAUCUGGACCCUGGCUGAUCCUCAUAACCGCGGUCGACUGAACAUGGAUGAGUUCGCCGUGGCUAUGCACCUGAUCUAUCGCGCUCUUAACGGAUACCCAGUUCCUAGCCGUCUACCACCCGAGCUUGUUCCUCCUUCUACGAGACACUUGAAUGAUUCUAUCGGUACGGUGAAGUCUCUUCUAUCUCAGGAUGCUGAAACUCGCAAGGCUACGGGGGCGUUCCUGCAGCCACAGAAGACUGGUGUCAGCUACCUUAAGGAUCACUCCUUCCGUGGUGGUGCGGGAGGCUCUGCUGGCGCCAGCCGCAAGGAUGCAACAAUGUUCAAGAACAAUGACACCGCUGGUGGAUACCGCUCUAGUGCACGCCGUCGCGUUGGUAACGAGGCUCGUACCCCGUCUCCAGCCGCGUCUGGCGCCUCAGACGAGGAGUACUCCGUGGAACAGCUGCAAAAGAAGAUCCGCGAGACUAAAGUCAUGAUUGACGCUGCCGAUUUCCAAGAUGAGAACCGUGCCGAGGAGGAUGAUGAUUUAGACCGCCAGGAUCGCCGUGAGGCGGAGAGUCUCAUGGAGCGCAUCCGUCGUGUACAGGACGACCUCGAUACCCACCCCAAUGCCGCAUUCCGUCAAGUGGACAAUGGGGCGGAGCGCAGGGCUCUUCGCCGCCAACUGCAGUCUUUUGAAGAUCAAGUUCCUCAGGUUGCAUCUGACGUUCGUCGCCUUGAGCGUGAAAUCGCGGACGCGAAGCUUGAGCUAUUCCGACUUAGGGACGCCAAGGCACACCCCGGUGGUGCUUCUAACAUCAUUGGCACUGGCCCUGGCGGCACUGUUACCGAGGCAGAUCGAAUCAAGGCCCGUGCCCGUGCGCGUAUGCAAGCCCGGGCUGCCGAGCUUUCUGGGCGCCCGGCGCCCGCGACAGAAGAUGAUGAUGGCCAAGCGGCUCGUCGUCUGGAGGCUGAGAGCACUAACGUGAAAAUGGAGCGGGAGCGCAACGACACUAUGACUCGCGAUGUUGAGGAAAGUGUCCGUGAUUUCGCUCGCAGUUUGGAAGACAGUCUCCGGGUCGAAGGCCAAACUUCCACACGUGAGCAUGAGAAGCGUCGUUGGGAAGAUGCAUUGGGAGUUGAGGAUGUCAUCCGCGACUUCAUCUACGACCUGAGCCGUAAUGCGCGAACUGCAAAUAUUCGCAAAGAAGAGCGCGAGAGACCUUCCCCGAGAGCAUCUCCAGCUGUCGAAUCUGCUGCGCGCCCUUCGAUGCCUCAGUCCGUGGACUCCUCAUCCUCUCUUCCUGGUAACACUCACGAAGAUCGUGUGGCGGCUGCUCGGGAGCGUGCCCAGAAGCGCAUUGCGGAGCGCAUGGCUGCUGCUGGUUUGAAGCCAAAUGAUGCUACUGAGACCCUUGCGCAACGUCAGGAACGUGAGAAGAAGGAGCGCGAAGACCGUGUCAGACGCGCCGAGGAAGAAGAUGCCAAGCGGGAACAGGAGAGACAGCGUCGUCUCGCCGAGGAACGGGGUGGUCCUAGUGAACCAGCUCCGAAGACUGCGGGCAAGAAGCCACCCCCGGCACCGCCCACCCGCAGAGCUCGGACGGAUAGUGCCGGGCAAGCUGAUGCCAAGAAGGCAGAGGAUCCCGCCAAGGCGGACCAGGCUGCCCGUGAGCAAACCAUCAAGGAAGAACAAGAGGUGCAGGAGGCGGAGACUAAGCGUCUGGAAAGCGAGGCAAGCCAACGCGAGCUGGAAUUCCAACGUGAGAAGGAUGCCCAGGCCGCUCGACUUCGUGCUCUUGAGGAACAGGUCCGCCAGGGCAAGAUCAAGAAGCAGGAAGAGAAGCGUCGUCGGGAAGAGGCUAGCCGACAGGCCAAAGAACAGGAAGCUGGUCUCGCAGCCCAGCGCGCUGAACUGGAAGCUGCCAAGGAACGUGAGCGACAGCUGCAGCGUGAACUCGAGGGACUUGACGAGUCAUCGUCUGAUGACGAAGGCCCUGCCGAUAUUACGCCUCAGUACAGCACCCCAACGCAGAGCCAGACACUCCCUACCCCACCCCCAGUGCCUACGAUAGCCCUUCCUGAACCCGCCGCCCCCGAAAGCGUGCCUAGCGAAGUGAGCUCCCCCGAGAGCAGCCGUGGUCUUCCUGCUACCACACCUGAUGCUGAGUCCAAGAACCCAUACUUCAAGAACAUGGGUCAGCCAUCUGAGCCUACCCAUGCCACUUCGCCGCCUACAGCUCAGUCUACGAAUCCCUUCCACCGCUUGACCCAGCAAGAACCCAUCAAGCCCACCUUCACUGGUGCAGCCCCUCUGGAACGCAAGACUCGUGUCCGACCUGAGGAAGAUGACGACUGGUCCGCUGCUGGCUCCGAUUUCGAUUCGUCUGACGAUGAGGAUGACCGUCCAACCGGUGGCAGCGCCAAACAACUUGCCAGCAUCCUGUUUGGCACUAUGGCGCCCCCGCGUCCUUUGAGUGCCAUGGACGACGACAAGUCCCCCUCGAAGUCCGCCACCCCGGUACAAGAAAGCCCUGUUGCACCUCCUCCCCCACCCCCAGCAACUCUGCCUCCAGUUCCUGCUAUUCCAGGCUCUGGCGAUGCCGUCUCUCCACCAGCCGCACCAUCUGGAGUACCUCCCCCUCCCCCCCCUCCCCCCCCUCCUGCUCCAGGAGCCGGUGCUCCUUCCAUGCCCCCUCCCCCACCCCCUGGCGGAGCCCCAUCUGCUCCCCCGCCACCCCCUCCAGCCGGCAUCCCGCCUCCACCUGCUCCCCCAGCCGCUGGCGCCGGCCGAGGCGCCCUCCUCGCGUCUAUCCAGCAAGGCAAGCCCCUGAGGAAGACUCAAGUGAAUGACCGCAGCACAAGCUCGUCAGCUGGACGCGUGCUGUGA
Messenger RNA from Penicillium griseofulvum, 4386 nucleotides. RefSeq names its product actin cytoskeleton-regulatory complex protein PAN1 (gene pan1). Gene Ontology annotation, biological process: endosomal transport; endocytosis. Gene Ontology annotation, cellular component: cytoplasm; plasma membrane. Bases 1 to 4386 code for a protein of 1461 amino acids. NCBI's taxonomy places the organism in Eukaryota, Fungi, Ascomycota, Eurotiomycetes, Eurotiales, Aspergillaceae. The record is from RefSeq and is a predicted model, not a curated record. The transcript has 4 exons. Gene Ontology annotation, molecular function: calcium ion binding; actin binding.